AUGGCCCCGCGCGCGGGACAGCCGGGGGCCCGGGGACUGCUGCUGCCGGGGCUACUGCUCGUGGCGGCGGCGCUGAGCCGGCCCGCCGUGCCCUGCCCCUUCCAGUGCUACUGUUUCGCUGGCCCCAAGCUGCUGCUGCGCUGCGCGUCUGGCGCCGAGCUCCGACAGCCACCGCGGGACGUGCCGCCCGACGCGCGCAACCUCACCAUCGUGGGCGCCAACCUGACCGUGCUGCGCGCUGCCGCCUUCGCCGGCGGGGACGCGGACGGGGAGGAGGAGAAGGCGGGCGUGCGCCUGCCGUUGCUAACCGCCCUGCGCCUUACGCAAAACAACAUCGAGGUGGUGGAGGACGGCGCUUUCGACGGGUUGCCCAGCCUGGCGGCGCUCGACCUCAGUCAAAACCCGCUGCGCGCCCUAGGCGGUGCCGCCUUCCGCGGGCUGCCCGCGCUGCGUUCGCUGCAGCUCAACCAGGCGCUGGCGCAGGGCGGCCCCUCUCUGCUGGAGAAGCUGGACGCCGCGCUCGCCCCGCUGACAGACCUGCGCCUCUUGGGCCUGGCAGGCAAUGCACUGAGCCGCUUGCCACCCGCCGCGCUGCGCCUGCCGCGCCUCGAGCAACUGGAUGCGCGCCGCAACGCGCUUACGGGCUUGGGCACCGACGAGCUUCGCGCGCUGGAGCGCGAUGGCGACCUACCCGGGCCGCGCCUCUUACUCGCCGACAACCCUUUGCGCUGCGGCUGCGCUGCGCGACCCCUGCUGGCCUGGCUGCGCAACACCACGGAGCGCGUACCCGACGCGCGGCGUCUCCGCUGCGCCGCCCCGCGGCCGCUGCACAACCGGUCUUUCCUGGAUCUGGAUGAGGCGUGGCUGCGCUGCACUGAUGGCAAUGCCGACGGUCGUGGGGAAGAAGUGGAACUCACAGGCCCGGAGCUAGAAGCCUCCUACGUCUUCUUUGGGCUAGUGCUGGCGCUCAUCGGCCUCAUUUUCCUUAUGGUGCUCUACCUAAACCGCCGAGGCAUCCAACGCUGGAUGCGCAACUUGCGUGAGGCCUGCAGAGACCAGAUGGAGGGCUACCACUAUCGCUAUGAACAGGACGCCGACCCACGCCGUGCGCCUGCCCCAGCUGCCCCCGCCGGCUCCCGCGCCACCUCCCCGGGUUCAGGCCUCUGA
This is a messenger RNA of Orycteropus afer afer, 1167 nucleotides long. It is a transcript of the gene TPBGL, whose product is annotated as trophoblast glycoprotein like. Gene Ontology annotation, cellular component: plasma membrane. The record is from RefSeq and is a predicted model, not a curated record. Gene Ontology annotation, molecular function: protein binding. Gene Ontology annotation, biological process: negative regulation of canonical Wnt signaling pathway. The coding region runs from base 1 to 1167 and encodes 388 amino acids. Lineage: Eukaryota; Metazoa; Chordata; Mammalia; Tubulidentata; Orycteropodidae. The transcript has a single exon.